AUGGAUUACCUUGAUCUUUAUCUCAUGCAUUGGCCUGUAUCCACAAGCUCCAAAGGAUUUGCUAUAGAGCUUAACAAUUGGAACUUCAUCAACACAUGGGAGGAAAUGCAAAAGGUUCCAUCGCACAAAGUACACAACAUUGGGGUUUCAAACUUUGGUAUCGCUAAUCUCCAGCGACUUUUGCAUCAUCCGUCAUGCAAGGUGGUCCCUGCAGUCAAUCAAAUCGAGCUACAUCCCUAUUGGCCAUCUUGGAGGAUUCUCAAGUAUUGCAAGAACCAUGGUAUACACUGCACAGCGUAUUCUUGUCUGGGAUCCACCGGUUCUCCUCUAUUCGAUAACCCAGUGGUUCUUGAACUAUCCCAAAGUAAAGGGAAAUCACCCCAGCAGAUCUUGAUCAUGUGGGGCAUCCAGCGCGACACGUCUGUAGUGCCCAAAACCGUAACCCCAGUGCGUAUCAAGGAGAAUUCUGAAUUGGAUGGCUGGGGAUUGAGUAACCACGAGAUGGACUUGUUAAAUGGGUGCACCAUUCGGUUCAAAUCUUGCAAUGGCAUGUGGUUGCGUGGAAAGAUUUUCUUCGAAGAUGGUGACUGA
Aspergillus versicolor CBS 583.65 is the source of this 591-nucleotide messenger RNA. RefSeq lists its product as uncharacterized. The record is from RefSeq and is a predicted model, not a curated record. Gene Ontology annotation, cellular component: cytosol. The transcript has 5 exons. Bases 1 to 591 code for a protein of 196 amino acids. Gene Ontology annotation, molecular function: aldose reductase (NADPH) activity. Lineage: Eukaryota; Fungi; Ascomycota; Eurotiomycetes; Eurotiales; Aspergillaceae.